AUGUGUACUACCCUGGUCCCAAUCCCAACAAGUGCUGUGAGAAGCCUGAUUGUUCCAAACGCUCUGAAAUUAUCAGACAAUGGAGAGUAUAAGCUGGUAUUGGUUGUGCGACAAGACCUUAAGAUGGGAAAAGGGAAAGCCGCAGCACAAUGUUGUCAUGCUGCCGUUCAUGCCUCAGAAUUUGUGGCCAGAAGUAAACCAGUACUAUUCAACAAAUGGAAAAUGACAGGUCAACCCAAGGUUGUGGUCAAGGCCGACUCGGAGCGAAUGCUUAUAGAUUUAGCUAAGAAAGCAAGGUCCCUAGGACUAAAUGCCAUUCUGAUACAAGAUGCUGGUAGAACACAGAUUGCUCCAGGAUCCAAAACUGUGUUAGGUGUAGGACCAGGACCUGAAAACUUGGUAAAUGAGGUCACAGGUCAUUUAAAGCUUUGCUGAUUCCCUCAGUCUGAAACACAACAUCAUGGUUUUUGUUAUUGUUGAAAAUAAACUAAAGAUUAUAAAGUAA
Molecule: messenger RNA, 505 nt
Organism: Saccostrea echinata
Lineage: Eukaryota; Metazoa; Mollusca; Bivalvia; Ostreida; Ostreidae
Product: peptidyl-tRNA hydrolase 2, mitochondrial-like
Exons: 5
Coding region: 1-435 (144 amino acids)
Cellular component (GO): mitochondrion; cytosol
Molecular function (GO): peptidyl-tRNA hydrolase activity
Source: RefSeq, a predicted model, not a curated record